Mesocricetus auratus (golden hamster) is the source of this 1179-nucleotide messenger RNA. It is a transcript of the gene Bcas2, whose product is annotated as BCAS2 pre-mRNA processing factor. Gene Ontology annotation, biological process: mRNA processing. NCBI's taxonomy places the organism in Eukaryota, Metazoa, Chordata, Mammalia, Rodentia, Cricetidae. The record is from RefSeq and is a predicted model, not a curated record. Gene Ontology annotation, cellular component: Prp19 complex; precatalytic spliceosome; catalytic step 2 spliceosome. The coding region runs from base 69 to 743 and encodes 224 amino acids. The transcript has 8 exons.
CGCAGGCGCAGUGGAAUGGUAUUGAGCCUGCGCAGACUGACGGCGCUAUUGGAGCAGAGUGUCUCGCCAUGGCGGGCACGGGCUUGGUAGCCGGAGAGGUGGUGGUGGAUGCGUUGCCGUACUUUGACCAAGGCUACGAGGCGCCCGGCGUGCGGGAAGCGGCUGCGGCCCUGGUGGAGGAGGAGACGCGCAGAUACCGACCUACCAAGAACUACCUGAGCUACCUGACAGCCCCGGAUUAUUCUGCCUUUGAAACUGACAUAAUGAGAAAUGAAUUUGAAAGGCUGGCUGCUCGACAACCAAUUGAAUUACUCAGCAUGAAACGAUAUGAACUUCCAGCCCCUUCUUCGGGUCAGAAAAAUGACAUUACUGCAUGGCAAGAGUGUGUGAACAAUUCCAUGGCCCAGUUAGAGCAUCAAGCAGUGCGAAUUGAGAAUCUGGAACUGAUGUCACAGCAUGGGUGUAAUGCCUGGAAAGUAUAUAAUGAAAACCUCGUUCAUAUGAUUGAACAUGCACAGAAGGAGCUUCAGAAGUUAAGGAAACAUAUUCAAGAUUUAAACUGGCAGCGAAAAAACAUGCAACUCUCAGCUGGAUCUAAAUUGAGAGAAAUGGAGUCAAAGAAAAGUUAUCAUGAGACAGUUGACGAUUCGCUUACGAUUAUAAGAAAUAAUGCAGACAGCUCGAGAGAUGACUCAGAGGUUAGGAGCACUGGCUGCUUUUCCAAAGUUGGGUAUCCCUGGUAAGUAAGAACUAUGAGAUUGAAAGGACUAUUGUGCAGCUGGAGAACGAGAUUUAUCAAAUCAAGCAGCAGCAUGGGGAGGCAAACAAGGAAAACAUCCGCCAAGACUUCUGACCUUGGGCAGAAGGGAAGAGAAACCUCAGGCCCCGGGACUUUCUCAGAGCAACUGGUUAGGUGUUUAGAGACUGUGGACUGUGUAUGCUGUUGUGUUGCUUUAUAUGUGUGGUUAGCAAAAUAAAGAUUUUCAACAUGUUGCUAUUUUUGUAGCUAUAAAAAUCUGCGUUUUCAAAGUGAUUAUGACUUUAGAAUAAUUUUGUAGCAGUUCUUUUUUGAAGGCUUCAAAUUUUGUGAGUAAGCUUUAUUUAAGACUUCCAACAUGUUUGGGAAGAUGGGAACUUUGAGUUUGUGUUUUUGUUGAAUAAAGUACAGUUCUAAGCAUA